Molecule: messenger RNA, 1149 nt
Organism: Eutrema salsugineum
Lineage: Eukaryota; Viridiplantae; Streptophyta; Magnoliopsida; Brassicales; Brassicaceae
Product: putative F-box/kelch-repeat protein At1g19930
Molecular function (GO): protein binding
Source: RefSeq, a predicted model, not a curated record
AUGAACGAUGAAGAGCCACUACUGAAGAAGAAGAAGAUUAAGCUGCCAAUAGAACCAACAUUGAAUCUUUCACUUCCAGAUGAUUUGCUAGUGAGCAUCGUAGCCCGUGUCUCGAGAUUGUAUUAUCCAACUCUCUCCUUAGUCUCCAAGCGCUUCCGCUCGCUCCUUACUUCACCGGAGCUUUACCAGACCCGGUCACUUUUAGGUCGCACUGAUAUUUGUCUCUACGUGUGCUUACGGUUCUCGCGUAGUGACCCUAUCCCUAGAUGGUUCAUGCUUUGUCAGAGACCCAAUGGAAUCCUAACCAAUGAUACUAGGAAGAAGAAGAAUAAGUCAAGUGGUUAUGUUUUGGCAACACUCCCAAUUCCACAUUCUCCUCCUGCGCACGGGUCGGGUCUCGUGGCUGUUGGUUCUAAUAUCUACAACAUUGGCGGAUCCAUAUACGAUUCACCCUCAUCUAGUGUCUCAAAACUGGACUGCUGGUCGCACACGUGGCUCGAAGCUCCAAGCAUGCAAGUGGAGCGUGAUUACCCAUCAGCCAAUUCCCUUGAUGGAAAGAUAUACGUAACAGGGGGCCUUUAUAAACACUACGACCCAUCAAAAUGGAUGGAAGUUUUCGAUCUAAAAACAGGAACUUGGGAGCCUGUGUUGAGCCGUGCAGGUAGGUUGGAUUUUUAUAGCCGUCAUGAUCGAACUCAUAACUUUGUGGUUGAUGAAAAGCUAUACAUUAUUGGGGAUAGGGGUGUGACUUACAACCCCAAGGAUGGUUCAUGGAAUAGUGUAGGAUCGGAGAUGGAAUUGGGUUCGAAAUGGUUUUCUUCGUGUGUGAUAGAGAACGUGCUUUACUAUUAUCAUUAUGAAGACGAGUUCAAAUGGUAUGACACUAAUGCAAGAUCCUGGAAAACUUUGAAUGGUAUGAAAAAACUGCCCAAGUUUGCUCGUUAUGCCAAUGUUAGGAUGGCAGAUUAUGGUGGGAAAAUGGGACUUUUUUGGGACACGUCUGUGGCUUCUGGUGGUGGUGGUGGUUAUCAGAAUAAAAAGAGCAAUAGUGAAGAGAUUUGGGGGAAUGUUGAGUGGUUUGAUGCAGUGCUUCCACAUCCAAUUCCUGUGGAAUAUGUAUUUGAGUUUGUCGGUGCUGUCAACGUUUGA